Messenger RNA from Bombus impatiens (common eastern bumble bee), 1149 nucleotides. RefSeq names its product venom protease-like. Lineage: Eukaryota; Metazoa; Arthropoda; Insecta; Hymenoptera; Apidae. Gene Ontology annotation, molecular function: serine-type endopeptidase activity. The record is from RefSeq and is a predicted model, not a curated record. The transcript has 5 exons. Gene Ontology annotation, biological process: proteolysis. The annotation marks the transcript as partial.
AACAACCAGCGAGGACGAAUUAAUUCAUCACUCUACUGUCAAUUCUCUAAAUAUAAUAACUUCUUUCACUAUAAAUGUUUUAUAGCAACCUCGAAUGUGCCCUUGCGUCCACCACACUGUGGUUUUAGCAACGUUACGCAUACCAGGGUGGUUGGCGGUAGACCAGCAAAACUUGGUGCUUGGCCAUGGAUCGCUGCAUUAGGUUAUAUUAAUUGCGCUGAUCCAGAUGGAGAACCGUAUUGGGGCUGCGGAGGUUCCCUGAUAUCGGCUAGGCAUGUUUUGACUGCAGCACAUUGCGUAAAAAUUUUUGGAUUGUACGUGGUUCGUAUUGGGGACUUAGAUCUAGGACGAGAUGAUGAUGGAGCGCAUCCUGUUCAAAUAGAAAUCGAAUAUGUACUAGAACAUCCUAAUUAUACUAACGGUACACACCAUGAUGAUAUUGCUAUUCUUAAACUGAAGAAAAAUGUUCCAUUUUCGGAAUACAUACGUCCUAUUUGUCUCCCCAUAGACCAGCCCUUACGAAAUAACAACUUCGAGGGUUUCCAUCCUUUUGUUGCUGGAUGGGGAGCGGUGGGAUAUGGUAAAGAUUUGAGUGACGAAUUACUGGAAGUACAAGUGCCAGUGAUUAGCAACACUGAAUGCAAGAAAGGUUAUUGGCCAAUUGACAAGCAGCGUAUCACCACAAAAGUAAUAUGCGCCGGCGAGAAAGAAAAGGAUGCUUGUCAAGCUGACAGCGGCGGACCACUGAUAAUACCACAGCAAUUCACCUACUAUCAAAUAGGUAUUUUGUCCAGUGGUCACAGGUGUGGCACUGCUAGAUUUCCCUCCGUUUACACUAGGGUCACGUCGUACUUUGACGACUUCAUUCUGCCAGUGUUGCAAAAUUAUUAAUGUCUCAUAAAUAUAAUUUUUCGUGUACGAGAAGCAAAGCUGGAAUUUAUAAUUGUGGUGAUAAGAGCCAGCUCAGACUUAUUGUUUUGUAUGGCAGGGAUUAUAGCCUUAACAUGCAUGAAAUGUCACUUUGAAGCGACACUAAUUUUUUAGACACGCUAAAAAUGCACGACAUAGAGAUAUAAAAAUGAUAAACGAACAUUAAUUAAAUUACUAUUUCCGCUUCUUCUUUUUUGAUGGUAAUAAUAAAUCAACUUU